Perca flavescens (yellow perch) is the source of this 5940-nucleotide messenger RNA. RefSeq names its product FERM and PDZ domain-containing protein 4. The record is from RefSeq and is a predicted model, not a curated record. NCBI's taxonomy places the organism in Eukaryota, Metazoa, Chordata, Actinopteri, Perciformes, Percidae. Bases 1 to 5940 code for a protein of 1979 amino acids. The transcript has 17 exons. Gene Ontology annotation, cellular component: cytoskeleton. Gene Ontology annotation, biological process: signal transduction. Gene Ontology annotation, molecular function: protein binding.
AUGGAUAUGAGCCAUAAGAACAAAAUGUCGGGCUGGCCGCCCCCUGGCCCAGGCUCCUGGGGUGGACUGCAGGGGCCUCCAUACAGCUGGGACAGCAUGAACAGCACCAGGGAGGGACGGGACUUCCUCACCAACCAUGUGUCCCAGAGCAGUUCCCUGGAAGAGGUUCACCAGGAAGGGGUCCCCCCCGCCCCUCGCCUGGUAGAGAUGAGACGGGACCCUGUCCUGGGCUUUGGUUUUGUGGCAGGCAGUGAGAAACCAGUGGUGGUCCGCUCUGUCACACCAGGUGGUCCAUCAGAGGGUAGGCUGUUGCCAGGCGAUGAGAUCAUCAUGAUCAACGAUGAACCCGUCAGCUCAGCUCCUAGAGAGCGAGUCAUCGACCUCGUCAGGAGCUGCAAAGAAUCCAUCAUGUUGACUGUUGUCCAACCGUUUCCUUCCCCUAAAUCAGCGUUCAUCAGUGCAGCCAAAAAAGCCAUGCUCAAGUCCAAUCCGGUCAAAGUGCGCUUUGCAGAGGAGGUCAUUAUAAACGGCCAGGUUCCAAACCCGGUGAAGGACAACUCUCUUCUGUUCAUGCCAAAUGUCCUGAAGGUCUAUCUGGAGAACGGGCAGACAAAGUCUUUUCGCUUCGACAGCAGUACCUCUAUCAAGGAUGUGAUCCUGACCCUGCAAGAGAAGCUGUCAAUCAAAUGCAUCGAGCACUUCUCCCUGGUGUUGGAGCACAGGACGGAAGGCUCUGGAAGCAAACUGCUUCUCCUGCAUGAACAGGAGAUGCUUAAUCAGGUGACCCAGAGGCCUGGCUGUGACAAGAUGAAGUGUUUCUUUAGGAUCAGCUUUGUGCCCAGGGACCCUGUGGAGCUGCUCCGGAGAGACGCUGUGGCAUUUGAAUACCUCUAUGUACAGAGUUGUAACGAUGUGGUCUUGGAACGGUUCGGCCCGGAGCUGAAGUACGAUGCUGCGCUACGAUUGGCUGCUCUGCAGAUGUACAUCCUUACCAUGACAACCAGACAAAGCCAGAAGGUCUCCCUGAAAUACAUCCAAAAGGAGUGGGGUCUGCCACUGUUUCUGCCUCCCGUCGUGCUGUCCAGCAUGAAGGAGAAAAACAUCAAGAAGGCUCUGACACACAUCCUAAAAACCAACCAGAACCUUGUGCCUCCAGGGAAAAAACUGACUGCACUACAGGCCAAGGUGCACUACCUGAGGUACCUCAGCGAACUCCGACUUUAUGGAGGGAGGGAGUUCAAAUCAAUACUUUUGCAAGGGGAGAAGCAGACAGAGGUGACGCUGUUAGUGGGCCCACGUUACGGCAUCAGUCAUAUCAUCAACACCCGGACCAACUUAGUGGCCCUGUUGGCCGACUUCAGCCAUGUCAACCGCAUAGAGAUCCUCACUGAGGAUGAGACCAACGUCCGACUGGAGCUGCAUGUGCUGGAUGUCAGGCCCAUCACACUGAUCAUGGACUCCAGUGAUGCAAUGAACCUUGCCUGUCUAACAGCAGGCUACUACCGCCUCCUAGUGGAUUCAAGGAGAUCUAUCUUCAGUAUGCCCCACUGCAAUAGCACAGGAGGGGAAGACAAUAGUCAGGAUCGUGUCCUGGAAUGGCCAUACAGCACAUCUUUGGGGGACAACGAGGAGCCAUCACCCAGCCAGGGAGAGGUCUACAACAGGGACUCUGAGUAUUCAGACAAUGGACGGCGAGAAAACAGCAUCUCUCCUUACUCCCAGGAACCCCAAAACCCUGACAGAGACCUUGGGACAUGGAGAAGUCCGUUGCCCCCUCCUCUUCCCCCCGCUACCAGACACAAACCUCAAGACUCGCCUCGGAGCCCCAAAGUGUCAUUUAUUUUUGGGGGGGACCCACCCUUGAACCAGCCUAAGAACAUAGGCUACGAAAGACUGUUGGAGAGCCCUGAGGUAGCCGAGCACAGACCACCCUACUUGCACAACAACACAGACUGCCGUCCACAGGACAGGGUGCCGUUCCAGUUCAGUGGUCUGACGCAUGUCUAUAGUAACAUUAUAACUGAGGAAGGUGGUGAGGAGCCACUGCUAAGGGAUCUGUUUUAUCGUGACACAACGGACGACGCGGAGGAUGACGACGACGCUUCCUGCGAAGAAGACUCCACAGGAGGGACACCAGUGGCCACUGCAGCCGGCAAAGCUUCCUUCCUCGCGCUUUCCGCUUCUAGCGAUGACAUCAUCGACCUGACGUCGCUGCCUCCUCCCGAGGGAGACCAGAGCGUUGAUGAGGAUGACGACGACACACUGCUGCAGACACUCAACCUAGCAAUCGCAGCUCCGCCACCAGGAUUUCGGGACAGUUCGGAUGAGGACGCGGCGCCGGAGGGAAGGCCGCUAAGCACACGUGACAAUGACGAUAUCCCAGUAUCGUUAAUUGAUGCCGUUCCAACACACGGGGAGGGGGAAGGGAGCAGGGGAGGGGAGAGAAGGCUGGACAAUGAGGUCAUGAAUACUCUACAGGCACUGGAGGCGCUGUCUGUCUCUGAACAGAGGCCUCCGCCGCCGCCGCCACCACCACUCAACAGGAACAAUCCAGGUGUUUACACAUCUCGAGGCCCCAGCCAAGAGUCGUCCUCCGAUUCUGGCAAUGAGACCAACUCCUCAGAGAUGACUGAAAUCUCGGAACUGGCUGCUACUCACAGGCUCAAUGAGAGCCACAUGCGUCUUCUGGUGGCCACAAGGGAAGGGUACCAACCUUUACUUGAGGAAAAAACAGAAUUCCCCAUCUCACCCAGCACAGCAGGAACAAUACAGAAGAAAGCCCGUAGUCCGACACGACACCUUCAGCCUCCAGCAGUUCCUCCAAGACGAAGCCCCCUAUUGGACACCGCAUCAUCAGGGCCGGACAGCUUGGUGGUGAGGUCCCAGACUAACCUCUCAUGCACUCUACAGCGCCCAAGUUCCACCACACCAGGAGGCAAGCAUCACAAAAAGUCUGCAGACUCCAGUGGGAAGUACAACACCUUCAGCACAAGGGAAGGGCAUCGGGGUGAGAGUGGUGGGAGCCGCUGCCAUCUUGCAAUGGACCAGCGCACUUCAUUCUGUGAGAGAGGGGAAAGUCAAACAAGACAGAGUUCUUUUUUGGCAGAAAAUCCUGUAGCUGAGGGCGUUGCAAUGAACAAUUUCCCCAAUGACCAUCACAGAAUCCCCUGCCCUCCCUCCACUACCUCUGAUCGCCUGUUAGAUGUUGCCAACUCGGGGGACUGUGGUGCAGAAAAUGGUACUGCAGCUGUUGAGCAAGAUGAACAUCUAGUUGUAGCAUCAUUGCUGUCCCCAACCAAAAAAUCCAGAUCAGAGGGGACCGACCAGGGAUCGGACAUACAAAAUGAUCAUCCGCCAAUUUCUAGACAGCAGAGUGUUGCACGGUUGUGUGAGUACCAUCUAGCAAAACGGAUUUCAAAUUUGCAAGGAGAAGCCCACAGUUCACUACAGGGUUCUCUGUGCUCAUCACUGGAUGCUGGUGGCAGCACAAACAGUAGUGCCUGUGCCACCCCGACUGACUCACCACUUGGCCCUGGUGCAGUUGAAUCAAAACGCCAUCGUUUGCAAAGGCACCCACUUUCUAGUUCCUCCUCCUCAUUACUCAGGGUGCUAAACUAUGAAGAUAACAAACCUGGAAUUCCUCGUGGCGUCCCUAGCCAGAGCACUCAGGGAAAGGACCUCCACCCUCAUGCAGACCCUGCCCUCCUUCGGAAAAUGCUGCCCAACAUUUACCCUCCUGCUGCUGGGGCUGAACCAGGCCGGCCCUCCUCAGCCACACCGUCUAAGCAUAAAGAGACCACAGGUACUGGGAGCAAGAGGCCCCACAAUGAUCUGCAUGCUAAACAACAGGCCUGUUUUAAGGGCCUGAACCAGAAGGAAGGCAGCGAGGCCUACAGACAACUAAUUAACUAUCUAACAGUCAGCCAGAUGCAUCAGGGAGGGAAGCUGCAUAGUGCAGGCAUGGGAGGGGCUGUAAAAAAGGACACCAGGCGCUUUAUCACUAGUAACCCUCAGCUUGUCGAAAUGGUUAAGAAUAGGGGGAACACUAUUGCUCGCUGCCCAUGUAUGCCUUCCUCCAUAUCAUCCCCAUUCCUCAGCCCAAAUGUAGUAACCCCUAAUGCAACCACCGUGCAGCUGGCAAAUAAAAAUCCACAGUCAUACCAUUCUGCCACACUUCCUGCCAAACUCAAGAGAAGUUCUGACAUGCAUGCUCAGAGACUGAAUGACAUGAAUGAGAGUUUAGAUUUCAGGCAAGCUACUGCUGAGAGGAGAAGCUCUUUUUCUGGCUUGGAAAGUGAACUAGAGAGGAGUGGUAUGGACCCAGAGCACUUCCUGUCACUGUAUAAGAGAGAGGGCUGUAUCAGUCGUGAUGGGGCAUUCAUUACAGGUGGAAAUCGUGAGGGUGGGGGUAACACUAACCGUCCCCCACCUCGGUCAAGAAGCCAACCUAGUAGCAGCACUGAGGACUGGUUCAGAUCAGACCUGAGGGCAAAGCAUGCAGUUCGUCAAUCUCCUCAGUCUCGUCCUAAUGAUUCUCUUUGUUUCUCUGCUGCCCCCAGUGUAAGUGGUCAACGAGCAGAACUCAACACCAUCUCACUAGGAAGGGGAGACCACCCUUCUGCUUUUAUCAGGCAGACAUCUACUGGCACUAGGGCUUGCAUCACAUCUCCAACUCCCAACCCACAAUCUCCACCACCUCCCCCGCCACCACCACCUCCUCCACCUCCUUUGUCUCUUCCCUCGAAAGCCAACUCUAGCUCCAGCAACUCAGGAUGCACGCAGGAUACCAUCCAUUCAGUCCAGUCCCGGCAGAAUCACAUUCAGGCUGUUAACCCCACCCUACAGCAGACAGAUCCCUUCUGCAAUAGCCUGCAACGGGGACGGGAGCUCAAGCGCAGCUCCAGCAACGUGACUGCCAGUUCUGGUAGUGUGGAGGUUCUGUUUGAUAAACCCACUCGAAGUCGGAGCCAGCAGCCCUUGUCACCAUCUGUGCCCCAGCAAGGUGAGACCAAAGUCCAGCGGAGGCCAACAAGGAAGCGGCUCUCCAAGAGCUACUCCCAAGGAUCUGUUUCUGCCCACACGUGCUGGUCUACAGGCUGUACAAUAGACAGUAGAAGGGCGUCUGUGGCAUUUCCAUUGCAGAAAGAUGCUAAACACAUGAAGGGCUCUCAAAAACUGGACACCAGUCCCUGGAGAUGCAAUGGGCCUUUUAGCUAUUGUUUCUUUAAACGUAAGAAUGAGGGAGAAGAGGAUGAUAUUGAGUGGGAAAGGCCCAGAAGAAGCCGUGGUGAGAACGAUAUUGAGAAUGGCGGUGCCGCUGCAUCAGCCAUAUUGCCCUGUGGCUCGGCAGUGGAUGUAGCUGGGGAGCAGCUUUAUGGGGAGGUCCUUAAUAACAUGAGCUUUAGCGACCGUCUCGCACGAAUCAAUGCACUCAAGGACCGCAUGUAUGGCUUCCCUUCCGGCUUCAUUGAUGUCCGCCGUGACGCCAGUGAGCUCAUUGCACUGGUGAGAUCCAGCGUAGGUCGCUGCGACCGUGGACCCCAGAUGCCUCUCCAGGACGUAUCCCAGUUCAAGCAGCUCCUCUCUGUUGAGUCAAAAGAAUUAGGCCGGGCAUGCCGGAGGAUGGCACAGGCCCACAGUAGUCCUGAGGAGAUGCUGCUGGCUGUAACUUGUAGCUUCCAGGUGCUAUGCUGUCUCUGCGAAGCUUGUAUGUGUCUAGUUCGGGGGCUCGGAGCCUCAGCCUCACACCAACAGAGAGAGGUCGUGGCAAAGGUUGACGAGGUUGUCAUGAACUAUAUCUGUUUACUCAAAGCUGCUGAGGCUGCCACCGUGGGAGCACCAGGGGAGCACAGCGUGAAAGCCCUGGUCCGCCACUCCAGUACCAUGUCGGCCAUUGCUAACGCACUCACCCGCUCCCUUAAAACGCUGCUUAGCAAGUAG